Messenger RNA from Cynocephalus volans (Philippine flying lemur), 667 nucleotides. It is a transcript of the gene C8H1orf54, whose product is annotated as chromosome 8 C1orf54 homolog. The transcript has 7 exons. The record is from RefSeq and is a predicted model, not a curated record. The coding region runs from base 134 to 586 and encodes 150 amino acids. NCBI's taxonomy places the organism in Eukaryota, Metazoa, Chordata, Mammalia, Dermoptera, Cynocephalidae.
AAAGGGACUAUUUUCAGUCUAGAAAAAUGCUAACUCCUUUCUGAGAACAUUUCCACUGUGAAGAAAGAGACUGUGAUUAAGCCUCAGAGAGAAGGGCAACUCUAGAUGGUGAUGCGAUAGUACGGAAUCCAGAAUGGAUGUCCUCUUUGUAGCCAUCCUUGCUUUGCCACUUAUCCUGGGACAAGAAUAUGAGGAUGAAGAAGGACUAGAAGAAGCUCCAGUGGCACAAUCGGUUAGCGCGCGGUACUUAUAUGAAGAAGGACUAGAAGAGGAAGACUAUUAUCAAGUAGUCUAUUUUUACACAGUCACCCCAAGUUAUGAUGAUUUUGGUGCAAAUUUCACCAUUGAUUACUCCAUUUUUGAGUCAGAGGACAGGCUGAACAGGAUGGAUAAGGAGGUAACGGAAGCAGUAGAGACUACCAUUAGUCUUGAAACAGAACGUGCAGACAAUCAGAAGCCUAUAACCAUGAAACCAGUAACAAUGGAACCACAGAGUCCAGAUCUGAAUGAUGCUGUGUCCAGGAUGCACAGUCCUGUUCCCCUCCUGUGGUGGACCCUCAUUCAGUGGGGGAUGUAUUUCAUGUAGAAGGUGAGAGAUGGCUGCUAUGACUCUUUAGAUGGGGGUUUGGCAAGAGGAAAUUGGAAGAUAAAAUAAAUAAGUGAAACA